Messenger RNA from Capsaspora owczarzaki ATCC 30864, 4010 nucleotides. RefSeq lists its product as hypothetical. The record is from RefSeq and is a predicted model, not a curated record. Gene Ontology annotation, molecular function: ATP-dependent chromatin remodeler activity; ATP binding. NCBI's taxonomy places the organism in Eukaryota, Filasterea, Ministeriida, Capsasporidae. The transcript is spliced from 11 exons. Bases 176 to 3889 code for a protein of 1237 amino acids.
CUUUUUGUUCUUUUUUCCUCUCCUCCCCUCAUUCGCUUCCUUUGUUGUUGGAUUCUUUGUUCUUUUCUUGUCUCGUUUUCAGUGUGUGUUGUGUGCGUGCGUGUGUGUGUGUGUCUCUCUCUCUGUUGUCUGUGAUCGAGCAACACAACGGAAAGGAAAGCAAAACCGAUUCACAAUGGAGACGACUCUGCCGUCCCUGCCUGACAAUGCUGCUAGCAUGGCGUCAACGACCAAGCGCACAGCAGCAGACAUGGACACGGACGACGAGCCAAUCCACAUCGCAGGAGGACCGGACGAAGGCGCCGUACAAGCGUCGAACAGCGGUGCUCAACAGGCAUUGCCGCCUUCCGUUCACGCUGAUGCUGAUGCUUCUACGACGACAUUGAACAAUGGUGGGCAACCGCACGCAAAGCGAUUUGGCAUGGAUGACAACGACAGUCCUGUGGCGCUGCCAGUCCAAGGCGGAGACACGACGAGCAGCAGUAGCGGUCGCUCGGCCGACACAGUCACUGUCGUGGAUGAAGACCCGAGCAGCGAGGACGGCGAAGUCACAGUCAAGUCAAGUCGACCGCGCGCCAUUCUGAUUGACGACGAGGUGGACGAUGACGUGCGGCUCGGCGACAAAGCAGGAGCACCGUCAGGAGCAGCGGCACCACAGGAAGGGCUGCUGCCACUCCCUGCCCAACCGCAGCAGCAGCAGCAGCAGGCUCCUGCGUGGCUCAGUGCUCCGUACUAUCCACCUGGCGCGGGUCACUGGAACUACCAGCAGAUGCAGCAGCAACAGCAGCAUCAGCGCCAGGCACAACACUACUACCAAAAUCCACACCUGUACCAAGGCGUGCCGCCACCGCCCUUGCCACCGCCGUUGCCACCAAUACCGCCAGGAUACAUGCAUCAAGCAGCACCACCGCAGCAUGGACCGCGUCGGCAAGCACUCAUCAACGAACUGGUCCGAUGGAGCGUUUCUGUCAUCAAUGACUGCGAGGAAAAAGCCAAGCAAAGGCUUUCCAAAGCCGAUGUCGCAGACCAGGCCUCCAUCUACAACCUGCUCGAUGAGUUGAGCCGCAACAAGGCGGCUUUCGCGGCCAAAGUCCGGGAGCUCUCCGAUCUCGAGCUGAAUGCAAUCAAGACGCGCUCCAACGCCAACACAAAAACUGGCACGGAACGCUACCACUUGAUUCAAUCCGUGGUUCAAAACAGAGCCUUCACAACCUCCAUGGUUGCUCCUGUCGGGCCUUAUGGCCCCAGAGGCGGAGGCUACCCAUAUCCGCAUCACCUCCCCAAUCCAAACCUGCUGCAUCGAGGAGGUGCGCAGCCUCAGUGGCAAGCUCGGCCACGCUCCAAUGCUGGCGGGCAGCUUCCGGGCGAAAUCAAUCGGCACCGUGCCUUGUUGGGCACGCCCUUGGAGAAUCCCCUCUUCCGGCAUCGCGCGAACAUGACUCAGAGCGACGGCCAGCCGGCACCAGCGGGGCUGUUCGAGUACGCGCCGCUCAUGCCUGCCUUCCGCGCGGUCGAAAUUGCGCCAGCGGACUUGCCUAAAAUCAUGGACGCCAUCAUGCUCAAAGACCACAAUUUCGACACAAUGCCGGAGGCGGAACCCCCGGCGGGCUUGAAAACGACCCUUUUGCGCUACCAACUGCAAGGUCUUCACUGGAUGAUGGGCCAAGAAAACCCAGACAAGCUGAAAAAAGAUGCACCGUCUCUGUUCAACUCUGACGGCGAAGGCAAGGACGAUGCAGCGCCAUUUCGGGGCGGUCUGCUUGCCGACGAUAUGGGUUUGGGCAAAACAGUGCAGUCGCUUGCCCUGAUGCUGAGUGAUGAUGCCGCACGACCACGCUCUUCGCCGACACUGAUUGUCUGUCCUCUCUCCGUUGUUGGAAACUGGGAAAGCCAGAUUGCGAAACACGCGCCCGGGAAGCUGACGGUGCGCAUUUACCACGGCCCUGAUCGUGCCAAGCAGCACGCAGCUUUCCGGAAUGCCGACGUGGUUGUGACCACGUACGCACUGGUUGGAAACGAAUGGGAUUUGCACAUCAGGAACCCGUCCACCGAGUCUUUUUUGCACACGGUUCAAUGGUGGCGUGUGAUCUUGGAUGAGGCACACACCAUCCGGACAAUCAAAACGAAAAUGGCCAUCGGCUGCUGCCAGCUUCCAGGCGCGCGGCGCUGGUGCUUGACUGGUACCCCUAUUCAAAAUUCUUUGAAUGAUCUGUUCGCGUUGGUUCAUUUCAUGCGCAUUCCGCACUUUUCCCAAUCCCACAUCUGGCAAAGCAUGUUUGGAAAGCGUGCCCCACGAAGCCAAUCCAACCAAGAAGCUCUUCAGGGACUGAUUAGCAACAUUUGCCUGAGGCGCACCAAAGAUUUGAAAGUCAACGGCAAACCCAUCAUCGAGCUUCCAGACAGGAAGGUCUUCUCGGACGAAGUCGAUUUUUCGCCGGAAGAUCGCGCCAAGUACCGCGAGCUUAGCGAGCAAACAUUCAAAGAGUUGCAGCGUUUGAUGGCCGAUGUGGGAAAACACUACAUGAGCAUCCUGGAACUGCUGUUGCGCCUGCGACAGUUUUGUGACCACCCUUCGCUGGUCGACUCGGUCAUGAACUGGGACAACAAAGGCGAAUCAACUGCCGCGCGACUUGAUGCAUUCAUUGAUUCCGGCAACCUCGUGGAAUGCAUGCAGUGCGACGAGCCCGUGGUAUCGGCCUACCUCACUUCUUGCGGCCACCUGUUUUGCAACAAGUGCACCGACUUGGCAGUGAAACGUGCGCGGUGCCAUUUUUGCGAAAGCAAAAUCACUGAAGCGGACGUCAAGGAGCAUCGUGCCGCGCCAGUUGACCAGGACGAUGACGACGAGGAGGUGGUCAUUUUGGCUUCCUCGCGAUUGUCGUCUGCUACGUCGUCGUCUUUCUCCGAGCCAUCCACCCCGGCCGCGCGCUCAACCCUAUCCAAUGCAAGGUCGAGUGACGCUGUUCCCUUCUACUCGGCGCCGUCCUCGGCCGCAGUAUCCGUAGCUUCCUCCGCUGCAGGGUCGCUUUCAAGCACUCCUAUUCCCACUGCACUUACACCGACGUUUCAGGCCCAGGAAACCUUGCAACCUGACACUUCGAUCGACGAGCCAACCGCGGAUGUUGGUGAUGAUGCCGAGCCUGUCAUCAACGUUCGCUCCUCGCGCAAGCGGUAUCAGCAAAUCUCGGACGACGAGGACGAAGAUGUUGCCCCUGCCACGGCUUAUCCAGCCGUGUCUUCCACCUCUGGUGACGAGCCAGGCUCUCGGCACGUCUCGUUUUUGCGACAGACCUAUCCAACUCCACUGAGCUGCAAGAUGGUACGACUCUUGCAAAUCCUGGAAGAGACGAGAAACACCGACUCCACAAUCAAGACGGUCGUGUUCUCUCAAUGGACAUCAAUGCUGGAUCUGCUUGAGCAACCUCUCGCCAUCAACAAGUUCCAAUUCACUCGUCUUGACGGCCGGAUGGGUCGCAGGCAGCGCGAGAAGGCUUUGCAGGCGUUUGACUCUGAUCCUGCAGUCACUGUCUUUUUGAUUUCGCUCAAGUGUGGUUCCCUCGGUUUGAACCUGACCGCUGGCAGCCAGGUGGUGGUGCUCGAUCCAUGGUGGUGCCCGAGUGCCGAAGACCAAGCAGUCGAUCGUGUUUACCGGCUCGGACAGAUGCGCCCCGUUGUUGUUCGGUCGAUUUUUGUGCGCGACACUGUCGAAGAAAGCGUCCUGAAGCUGCAGCAAGCCAAGCGCGACCUGAUGCAGUCGACCUUUGCCUCCAAAGAAGAGGCGGCGCGUCGGAACAAGGCGCCGGGUCACAACGUCAACUUUUUGUUCAAGCAUCUCGAAAAGGCUCGUGAGCAGGACAAGGCGGACAGGUCUGUAGAAAUUGUAGUGUAGCCAAUGUCGUGGCUUGGUCCUUCUCGCCGGAAUUUUGUACUUUGCCAGAAUUUGUACUUUUAGCAAAAAAUUGGCUGUAAUCUUGAGCAAAGCGUGACACAAGCCGAAGCGAAGGACAAUG